AUGACCGUCCAGCGGUCGACUCGACAUGCGCAAUCCGAUGCAGCGUCCAGAGCAGGAUCCUUCACACGCCCAGCUGCAUCAACCCCAUCGAACAUCCAAUUAAUCUCGAGAGACGGCAAGUCUCCUUCAGACAGAAGUAGAGCCCACAAUUACCACAUCCAGCAGCCAAAGAGCAAGAAUGUACCCCAUCCCAACAAGCUUAAGAACUAUAACCUAUAA
Messenger RNA from Penicillium concentricum, 219 nucleotides. RefSeq lists its product as uncharacterized. The record is from RefSeq and is a predicted model, not a curated record. The transcript has a single exon. NCBI's taxonomy places the organism in Eukaryota, Fungi, Ascomycota, Eurotiomycetes, Eurotiales, Aspergillaceae. The coding region runs from base 1 to 219 and encodes 72 amino acids.